UGGUGCAAAAUAAAUAAAAAGCAAUAUAACGAUCAACCAUUUGUUGGCAAGUCUCCAGGCAGUGUAGCUAGCGCAAGAGCGAUGGCCACGUUGCCUUCACAAAACCUGCAAUCAGUGGGAGCUCUAUGCUUUUCGUCCCUGAAUUCUCCUAAAUUUCCAUCUCAAAUUCCUUCAUUAAAGUUUCCCUUUCUUUCCCCCAUAAAAAGAAAGCCAACCAAGCUUUGCACUAGCAACAAUGGCAUCAGCAACUCUCGCCUUGUCCCACGAGCCUCUGCCUCUGAAUUCAGCACAGACUUUGGUGACAUCCUCGGUGAUGUUAGCAUCUUCACCGCUUCUGGUCAGCCUGUCUUCUUCAAAGACCUCUGGGACCAAAACCAAGGAAUCGCUGUUGUUGCACUUCUGCGCCAUUUUGGAUGCCCUUGUUGCUGGGAACUUGCUUUAGAACUGAAAGAAGCAAAGGCAAGAUUAGACUCUGCUGGAGUAAAACUGAUUGCAAUUGGUGUUGGCACGCCUAAUAAAGCACGUAUGCUCGCUGAACGGUUACCAUUUCCAAUGGAUUGCCUUUACGCUGAUCCAGACCGCAAGGCAUAUGAUGUUUUGGGCUUGUAUUAUGGUUUUGGCCGUACAUUCUUCAAUCCAGCCAGUACUAAGGUGUUCUCAAGGCUUGAGGCCCUGCAGAAAGCUGUAAAAAACUAUACAAUAGAGGCCACCCCUGACGAUAGAAGUAGUGUAUUGCAACAGGGAGGGAUGUUUGUCUUCAAAGGGAAACAACUGCUAUAUGCGCGAAAAGAUGAAGGAACUGGUGAUCAUGCAGCUUUAGACGAUGUCUUUGAAAUAUGCUGCAAAGUUCCAGCAGCAUGAAAGCUGUGUUUCUGAAUUGUGUGCAAGCCUCGGUCCAAAAUCCUGAUAUUACCAAUUCACCUUCAAAAGUUCCAACAUCUGCUGCCAAGUUCUGGUUGCUUGAAAUGCUUUCUUUAGUGUUUACUUAGCGGUGAAAAAAACCAAGAAAUCAAAUAGUUCCGCAGCUAUAUGUCAAAAACCAAUGUCAAAUAUAUAGUUCUAUGCUAAUAAAACGAAUUGUGGGAACUUAGUGUGGCCUUUUGAAUAAUAAUUUUAAAUUUGAUUAUUCAUGCUUAA
Messenger RNA from Theobroma cacao (cacao), 1137 nucleotides. Its product is annotated as thioredoxin-like protein AAED1, chloroplastic. Gene Ontology annotation, cellular component: chloroplast. NCBI's taxonomy places the organism in Eukaryota, Viridiplantae, Streptophyta, Magnoliopsida, Malvales, Malvaceae. The record is from RefSeq and is a predicted model, not a curated record.